Exophiala viscosa is the source of this 1830-nucleotide messenger RNA. RefSeq lists its product as uncharacterized. The coding region runs from base 1 to 1830 and encodes 609 amino acids. NCBI's taxonomy places the organism in Eukaryota, Fungi, Ascomycota, Eurotiomycetes, Chaetothyriales, Herpotrichiellaceae. The record is from RefSeq and is a predicted model, not a curated record. The transcript has 7 exons.
AUGGCCAAAGGUCAGUUUGACGAAAUGGCGACACAUGGCGACCCCGCUCUGAUCAUAGGCGUCGAUUUUGGCAUGUCUGGGACUGGUGUUGCAUACUGUUCAGCACCGUGGAUAAGCCCUGCGGUGUUCCAGAACUGGUCCACCAUUGCAUCCGAAGUGUUCAAUAAAACCCCGUCACGCUUAGCAUACGAUCGUGGAACAAAACAUGUCAGAUCCUGGGGUCUCUCUGUCGAUAUCGUUGAUCCGUCGAUCGAGAUCAAGGAGUACUUCAAAUUGAAUCUCGACCCUGAGUAUGGUGACUUCCAGGAAUUGUCCCAUCGGGAUGCCAGACGCUUCUACCUUGAUUACAUGAGAUGCGUGCAUGAUCAUUUGGCAGGAUUCUUUGAGCAAAGGUUCGCAGGUUGGGCGACAAUGCGAGUCGAAUGGAACUUCAGCGUACCGACGACGUGGAAGCAUGCUGGAAUGAUUCGUGACCUCCUAUCAAUGAUCAGACAAGCUGGCUUCGGCACAGAUGGCAAACAGCAUACUUGUGAAGUGACAUUGACAGAAGCUGAGGCAGCAGCCGUUUCUGUAGCCGGGCAAAUGCUUCAGCGUGAGGAAGUUGUUCUCGUGUGCGACGCAGGUGGCGGUACAACGGAUAUAAACAUUAUGAAAGUAAGAUCGGAGACUGGGCAAUCGCUGGAGCUGGAACAAUUAGUCCCGGUCGAAGGUCGUGAAUUCGGUUCAGCACUUAUUGAUAUCGGAGUACAGAAGCAUCUGGCUGAGAGACUCAGGUUCCUCGAACACGUUUUACCACCAGAGGAGACUGCCGAGAGGAUGAUGCUAGGCAGGUUCGAAAGAUUCAAGUGCAGUUUCGGGGUGGUUGGCACCACACCUCCCAAGCUCUUUCUUCCUGUGACUGGUCUAUCAGCAGGUUCGGAUUUUCCACAUGCGGGAAUCAAGGACUCGCAGAUUGAGGUCUCUCGUGACUUGGUGAAAGGACUCUUCGAGGAGCAAGCCGAAGGAAUAAUUGAGCUGAUCACGGAGCAGUUGCAGGCUCUCAAAAGAUUCCGACCAGGAGAACGAGUCACAUAUUUGAUCAUGUCUGGCGGGCUUUCUGCCUCCCAAUAUAUCCAAGAGAGAGUCAAGAGUCACUUCGAGUUUGGCGGUGGAUCGCUGGAAUCAAAUGCACGUGGAGUGAAAAUGCUGCUUGCCGAGAAUAUGCAGCUCGCCGUUGUCAGAGGGCUUGUUGGCUAUCGUACUCAACAGAUUGGACAACGUAGCACUCCAAUAGUGGGGCGUUGCGCGCCGGUCAGUUAUGGAGUGGUGGUAAACCAGAGAUACGACCAGGAUAGACAUCUGGGUCAAAGAGUCGUUAGGGACAAUAGAGACGGAAAGAAGUGGGCAGUUGAUCAGAUAGAAUGGCUGAUCUGCAAGGGUGACAGAGUCACUGAUGAUGGCGUGCGGAAGCCAUUCCGAGCGAAGCUGAGGCCUGCGCACUAUCGGAGGCCGUGGAAGGCGCAAUUUGUGCGAUCCAAUGUAUCAGAAUCUCUUCCAAAAAGCAUGGCAGAGCAAGACCGUGUUCGGGAUCUUUGCACUGUGUCUGUAGAUUUGGACAGGGUAGAAAAGAUUCGCCGGAACAAGCACUGGUGGAAUCUUGGAGAGAGUUAUGAACUAGCACAUCUUGAAGUGCAGCUCAUCCCUGGGCAUACAGAUUUGGACUUCCGUGUCUUCAGCGGAGGGAGACUUGUCAACAGCGAAGACAAAAAUGUUAGAGUCGAUUGGAGCGUGGGGGGCCACCGUCAGUCAUACAGCAGCCCAAAUAUGCUGGAUCAACCAUGGGCGGAGUGA